CAUCCUGGAAUUUAUUUAAAAAAAAUUUUGAAGUAACGCUAUCCGAAUAUUCCGUUUAAAGAAAUAAUGGAAGAUAAAGAAAAUGAAAACGAAAACAAGCGACCUAAGGAUCGCAGCCCGUCACCUGCCAUUAAAUCAACGGCUGUGGUCAAAUAUACUGCGUUCCAAAGUCCUGUUGGGUAUUCUCGGCUGCAGUGCAACACAGACCUCAACCUGCCUCCAUCCAACUGGGGUGCUGCCAUUGACUCGUAUGGUCUGAAGGAGAUACUUACCAGCGAAUCUGGCCUCUCAAGCUUCAGGAUGGCGCACAUGUUUCCCGACUGUGUGGGUGACGUGGACGUCAUCUCCGGCGCUGAGUGCAUCAAGAAGUUGCUCAAGCUUCCCUACCAGCCCAAUGGCACUGUGAGCAUGAUGGUUCACCGCGUUGAGAACACUCUGCUGCUGGACGACUUUGACAUUUACGAUUGCCUCAUGAAGUCGGAGUGGUCCUGGUUGAAAGAUUUUUUUUAUGAAAAAAUCCUUAAGACUAUGUCAGAACAGGAACGCAUGAGCCUAACACUAGCACCAACACCAAGUACAGCUUUGCAGCUGACGCACAAGUUCCUAUCGCACAGCGUUACGGAACCUGUGCCGGCCAAGUGCGAACCAUCUUUCCCCAUCUGCCUCCCCGGUGAGUCCCGGGAUAUAGUUCAAAUGUACCACUCCGAAGGUCCAAUUCUCCCAGACCCUGAGCAAGAGGCAAGAACCGAAGAGCCAACAAACGAAGAGCAUCUUUACAAUCGCAACGUUCUCUGGACAUUCGAAGAUAUACAAAUGCUGAUAGGAAGCGAUCUACCCAUUUUUGGUGACAAAGAUAGGCCAUGUGUCUCACUUCGCCUUAGAGAUGCAAGAGAACCUAUCAAUGUGCUGACUGGAAUAGAUUACUGGCUAGAUAACUUAAUGUGCAAUGUACCUGAAGUGCUAAUGUGUUAUCAUCUAGAUGGUAUAGUCCAGAAAUAUGAACCAAUGAAAACAGAAGAGUUACCCACUAUGGAAAACUCUAAGUUCUCACCAAAAGUUAUAAGAAACGUUGCUCAGAACAUUCUUUCUUUCCUGAAGUCGAAAGCUACAAAGGCAGGCCACACAUAUUGGUUGUUUAAGGGUCCACAUGACGAUGUUGUGAAGUUAUAUGACUUAACGUCAUUAUGUCCAGAUAGUAUGGAUAAUCCGUUUACGACACCAGUGGCAAUGUUGCUAUAUAGAGUCGCAAGAAAUAUGAGAAUGACGAAUAGAUCGAAAUAUGUAAAGGAGCUUUUGGAAAAUGCAAUUAAAUUGUUAAAGGUGGAACGUCAUCCGCAGAUAGUAGCGUCAUCGCAUUAUAUGUUGGCUGACUUAUAUGUACCUGCUGCUACUGACCCAGCUUGCCCGGAUUUUAAAGAUGAAAGCUCAGGAGACGAGGAAGACGUGGAAUUUCCUGACACGUGUGACGACGAUCACGCCGACGGCAAUAUGAGUGAAAAGGACAGCACUACUGACAAAGAAGGCCUACCUUCCGAUAAAGAAACUUUAGACUCCGAUGCUAAGAGUGAAAAAGACAGCACUGGUAGCCGCGACCUGCGUGACAGUAAGACGGACAAGGAUAGCGUUACUUGUAGUGAUACAUGUAAACGGGACGAAGCAUCGUGUAGUGAAAAAACGGCUCAUGCUUUAGCGGUUCAAAUACAAGGGCUGUCGUUGAGAAAUAUUGGUGAACGAGUGCGAGAUACUUGGGCGGAUCAAAAACGCAAAUCGCGCCGCGGUAAAGGUCUUGGCGUGGAACCGCCCGACCGCUGCGGGCGCGCCUUGCAGCAUGCCUUGAGAGGGCUUCAAGCCUUACAUAACAUCACAUAUGACAAGUGCAGAGAAGAAGAACGUGAACGGCUGAGACAGCAAAUCAUCAUAGAAGAGAAACACCCUAAAAUGGCGAAUCCGUACGAACCAAUCAAAAUGAACUACGAGCCCAUAACAAAACCGCAAGAAUCCAAAGAACACGUAUCACGAAGCAGGCGCAGAAAAAAAGAACGGAAAAACACAGAAAAAACAGAUAAACUCGAAUCGGAAAACUACUUAAUUGAACACACAAGAUAUGUAGAUAAAAACGCAAUUUUAAUUAGAAAAGAAAAUAAAAAGUUUCCAACCUGGCAGGAACCGAAUCGUGACGACAACUUUGCAUGGAAGUUGCAUUUAAAAACGCUCCUUUAUGAGAAGAUAUGCUUAGCAUAUGCGACUCUGGCUGAAUAUAGUUAUGCGAAUGAACAGUUUGGAUUUUCCUUGAAGUAUAUUGACAUGGCGAGUAAAUGUCAGAAACUUUUGAGUAAUAUGAUUAUUAAGAGUCGCGUUGUUGAUGCGAGCUGUCUUAUUGGGAGAGUUGGUGACAAUUAUUUCCAAUUGAGCAAAAACUGGAAUAGUCUAGAGCAGUUCAAGAAGCAGUUCGAAACAGACCACGAGAUCGACGCGCGGCUUCGGCUAGAAAUUGAAAUGGACAUGAAUGAAGAGAUCGAGGAACGGGCGCAAGAUGAGUUUGACCUUGAUCUCACUGUGCCAACGAGUGAUUUGCAAUCGAUGCUAAUGUCUUUGACGUACUAUCGACGAGCAAUAGAAGUCACAUGCGACAAGAAGAGCGAGCUGCAGCGCCGACUAGCAUCCGUCAGCAACGAACUGGCUGUUCGAUACAUGAACGACGCUCAACAAAUCUACCUCAAAUAUGUAGAAGAACCAAACCACAAAGACCCUAAAGCGAAACUGCUACUGAAACAGUUCAAUGCUCUGUCCCGAAAAUCACAAGAAUGCCUGGACGAAGCAUCUACAAUAUUCGCUUCAGUGAACGACAAGCCUAACCUAGCUUUAUUGUAUUGCAAUAAAGGUCGAUAUCUCAGGUUUAAGGCUCAUUGCUCACAAGGCGACUUCACUGCAGAAAAACGCAGCAUGUACAAUCAAGCUGAAGAACUAUACCUAACAGCUCUAAAAGUUCUUGGACCGCGAGAAACAUGCGGGGCAGCCUCCGUUUGGGAUCUUGUAUCUUGGGAACUAUCUUGCCACUUGUAUACACGAGCUGUGCUUAUGCAAGACUGCCCUGGGGUUUAUGCUAAUCUAGUGACAGAAGUAGCCGAAGCAUUCAAGCAAGCGCUUAAAUACUGUCUGCUCAGUCCAGGGCCUAGGCAAUAUCUGUACCAGUUUAGAGCUGCUAUGAUUUAUCAUCGUCUGGGUUCGCUGUAUCACUCGCAGUUCAGAAUAACAGAAGAGGACGGCCCUAGACGUCGUACAUUGUUAAAAGCUACACGUUCCAAAUACGAACUAGCAGCUAACAUGUUCGCGCUGCUGGAAGACUCUGCAAUGUACCUGACGGUGCAGAUGGAACACGUUGCUGUUUUAGAAACUCAGGCUGCCGUUUCACCAAACGUCAAGCUAAAAUCACUCCAGUCAGCUGUACAAAUCCUUCGCCAAUGUCAUUCCAUCAUGAAGCUCAUCAAAGAAAGAGAUCCUGAUGAACAGAAAGAGACGCCAAAGGUUGAUGACCAAGACGAGAAAACCAUGAAAAAUGAACACAGCCUUUUGAAUCUGUACGAAAAUCGAUUGCAUUUUAUUUUGAAAAGUAUCAUACAAUACUGUAAAUCUAAAUCGAAUAAGGAUUACGAAAAAAUAACUGAUUUGUACAAGAAAUUGUAUUGUACCAGUUUAAGAAUAAAGAAAAAUGACGAUACCAGAUUAUAUGCGGGUAGCAUAUGUGAGGUUUUGACCAAUAUGGACGCUGUGGAUAAGGAGUUUGAAUAAGUUUAAUAUUAUUUUAGUUUAUUAAGCUAAAUAGGUUGUGUUUCGUAGUGUUAGUAACAAAAGUGAAAUAUGUUUCUUGGAAUCUAUUAUUUUUACUUGCGUUCUGUGUGUAUGAAUGCGCGAUUCCAUUAAGCAAAAGUGUAUAUGAGAAAUCAUCCUACCAAAAACCAUCAUAGUUCAUAUAAUAAUAGUAAUACUCGUAUCUCAACACUGAUUCGUACUGACUAGUGGGGCAAAACGUAAUGAAAGAUUAUCUCAAAACCUUCAGGUUCAAGACUACUUCGCUAUAAAUAGUCGUGUGUGUGUGAUAUAUAAAUAAUUAAUGUGAAUUUACACAAAAUAAUGGUAAAUUUUACCACUAAUACGAAUAUUGACUAAAAUAGUAUUUAUACAUGUUAUACUUAUUAUAAAGCAGAUAAUUGACAAAUUUUGAUUUGCAAAAGGCGUUGACAAGUCAACGCGCUAUCUUGUUUAAGUUUGACGAAGUUAUUUGAACAAAAUAAUUCGUUACACUAACGGCAUUUCCUAUAAUUGACAUUAUUAAUCAAAAUCGUGCUCUUGCUAGUAUAACUUAACUGUACUUUGUGAUAUAUAAUAUAUAUAUGAUUUUGAAACUCGUAAUAUUUUUUCUGAAUUGUAUAAGGCUUGGGAUCAACUUGUCAGUCUGCAUAAGCAUGUUUGAUGUUGUGAUUACUAAGUCUCGGCUGAUGACAUGAAAUGUGUAUAGUAUAGAAUAUGAGUAAUUUCAAAUUGACCAUAAAUAAAUUACAGCACCGUUACCAGCUCACAUAUUUUCAGAUCUUUAUGUACACCAACCUGUAUAAAGUUUUAGGUAUAAAUUUUAUUGCGCAUGGGUGACCCAACCGGAAAGUCGGAACCGUAGUUAGUGCCUUUCAAAAUCAGAUAUUGAUUGACAAGACUGAUGUGAUAGUUAGUCAUUUAUGUUUGUUAGUUUACUUUUUAUGUAAUAAGUACAUAAUUUAAUGCGAUUCAAAUAAAUUUUAAAGAUGUGUACGAUUUUGAAUUUAGAUCACCUGUUAUCAUGGUUGCCAAAGGCAAAACACGCAAACUAAACUGACGCAAAGUAUAAUUUUCAUC
Hyposmocoma kahamanoa is the source of this 4887-nucleotide messenger RNA. Its product is annotated as erythroid differentiation-related factor 1. The transcript is spliced from 16 exons. Gene Ontology annotation, biological process: positive regulation of DNA-templated transcription. NCBI's taxonomy places the organism in Eukaryota, Metazoa, Arthropoda, Insecta, Lepidoptera, Cosmopterigidae. The record is from RefSeq and is a predicted model, not a curated record. The coding region runs from base 67 to 3789 and encodes 1240 amino acids.